Molecule: messenger RNA, 570 nt
Organism: Schistosoma mattheei
Lineage: Eukaryota; Metazoa; Platyhelminthes; Trematoda; Strigeidida; Schistosomatidae
Source: the annotation of a GenBank genome assembly
AUGUUCUUCAAGUCUGCUAUCCCUGAUUUGUCCCCAUCUUUUGUUUUUAAUUACCAAGGCUAUUUGGUUGGUGCAGAUGUUAAAUUGGAUUGUACAAAUCAAAUUUUACAAAAAGCUAAUUUUUCUGUCGGUUACACAGUACAAGAUUUUAGUUUUCAUGGUUUAAUUACAAAUUGGGGUAAACAAUUUUCAGCCAGCAUCUUUCAACGUAUAACUGAUCGACUGCAUAUAGCGGGUUCAAUUACAUGGAAACGUGUCCCAGAUGAAACUGUUUGGGCUGUUGGAUCACAAUAUAUAUUAGAUAAUCAGAAAAAGCAUUCUGUGAAAUUGAGACUAGAUCAUUUAAAUCAGAUCAGUUUGGCUUUACAACAUAUUUAUCAAAAAGUCUUCAAUUGACAUUGAGUGGAGUUUUCAAUGGUCCAGAUUUGACAAAAAUGGGUAUUGGUUUAGAAUUGAAUGCUUAAAACAUUUAUGAACAUAUUAAUUUUCUAUGAAUUAAAAUCAAACAAUAUAACUAUGUAUCAAUUAUAGAUGUAAAACAAUUAUGAAUGAAUUAGUUCACUUUCUCUU